Messenger RNA from Ipomoea triloba (trilobed morning glory), 531 nucleotides. Its product is annotated as zinc finger protein 6-like. The transcript has a single exon. Gene Ontology annotation, biological process: trichome morphogenesis; gibberellic acid mediated signaling pathway; cytokinin-activated signaling pathway. The record is from RefSeq and is a predicted model, not a curated record. Gene Ontology annotation, molecular function: transcription cis-regulatory region binding; DNA-binding transcription factor activity. Gene Ontology annotation, cellular component: nucleus. Lineage: Eukaryota; Viridiplantae; Streptophyta; Magnoliopsida; Solanales; Convolvulaceae. Bases 1 to 531 code for a protein of 176 amino acids.
AUGUCAGAUAGUUCUUCAUCAUCAGGGGAGAGGAUGUUCAUCGGUAUUCCGGUGACAAACCGCGGUCAACUCCCUCCGACAGUCCUCCCACCUGGUCCCGCCGGCGGCGGCGGCACAAAGCUGAGAUUCGAGUGCCACUAUUGCCGCAGGGGCUUCGCCAGUUCCCAGGCACUGGGAGGCCACCAGAAUGCGCAUAGGAGGGAACGCCAGCGCGCCAAGCUCGCCCAGUUAUCGGCGGCCGGCGAGCACCAUCGGCGGCACGGAUUGGCUGCCCCGACAUUAUCAACGCCGUCGUCGUUUGUCGUGCUCGACGGUGUUUCCGCUUGGAAUCCGCAGAUAUGCUCGGCGGUGGUACCUUUGGGAUAUCCGGCCGCCGGAUUUCACGUCGGCAUGUCGCCGGUGGCGGCGGCUUUCCGAGCUUCGGAUUGUAGGGGUAAUAAUAUGGACGACGGGCCGGAAAACUUUGCAACAAGUUCGGAGGUUGACGGCGGAGUUGGCAUUGAUCUUCAUCUUCGACUUGCGCCACCCUGA